Molecule: messenger RNA, 1577 nt
Organism: Perca flavescens (yellow perch)
Lineage: Eukaryota; Metazoa; Chordata; Actinopteri; Perciformes; Percidae
Gene: epc2
Product: enhancer of polycomb 2
Exons: 10
Coding region: 222-1577 (451 amino acids)
Biological process (GO): regulation of transcription by RNA polymerase II
Cellular component (GO): NuA4 histone acetyltransferase complex
Source: RefSeq, a predicted model, not a curated record
GUUGUGCCGCGGUGGCUGCUGGGAUAGCUCGGCCGCUGUGUGGACAUGUCCGCCAUGUUUUCCCCGGUGCAGGGAACCGCGCAGCCCGGAGGAUCGGCCCGUUAACCCCGCUGUGUGAUGAGUCCUCGCGCCCCCGGAGCCGCGGACCCCGCUGAGCGUGCUGCGGCGGUUUGAUCCGGGAUUCACAGUUCCCUCGGAUCGUCGCGGAUUUGGCGCAAACAAUGAGUAAACUCUCGUUCCGGGCGCGAGCGCUAGACGCCGCCAAACCGCUCCCGGUGUACCGGGACCGGGAGCUGCCGGACCGGACCGACUGCGUGUCUAUUAACCGGACCGUCCCGCAGAUGCCCACCGGGAUGGAGAAGGAAGAGGAGCUGGAGCACCACCUCCAGAGGGCGAUGUCGGCCCAGCAGGUGUUCAGGGAGAAGAAGGAGAACAUGGUGAUCCCCGUCCCCGAGGCCGAGAGCAACACCACGUACUACGACCGCCUGUACCGGGGAGAGGUCAGCGUCCCCAAACAGCUGAUCCACAUCCAGCCUCUGGGUGUAGACGCGGAGCAGCCAGACUACGACAUGGACUCGGAGGACGAGAUGCUGCUGAACCGACUGAAGAGGAAGACGGAGAUCAGACCGCUGCAGUUUGAGACCAUGGUGGACCGGCUGGAGAAGGCCAGCACACACCAGCUGGUGUCUGUGGCGGAGGCGAAGCUGCUGCUGAAUGAGGAUGACUACCUGCUGAAGGCAGCGUAUGACUACUGGGUGAGGAAGAGGAAGAACUGGCGAGGCCCGUCCCUGAUUCCUCACGUUAAGCCCGAGAGGAGAGACGGAUCCACCAACAGCGACGCCUACGUGGCCUUCAGGCGCAGGACGGAGAAGAUGCAGACCAGGAAGAAUCGUAAGAAUGACGAGGCGUCGUACGAGAAGAUGCUGCGUCUGCGGAGAGAGUUCAGCCGGACCGUGAGCAUCCUGGAGAUGAUCAAGAGGAGAGAGAAGUCCAAGAGAGAGCUGCUGCACCUCACGCUGGAGGUGCUGGAGAGGAGGUAUCAGAUGGAAGAUUUCAGCGGAGAGACCCUGAGAGAGGUUUCUCUCCCUCUGCUGGAGAAAUCAGCGUACUGCAGCCCAGCUGCUCUGAACAACAGCAGCCGACACAACAGUGACGUCAACAUCAAGAAGAAGCCGCUGUGCGUCCGAGACGAGCUUCUCUUUGACCCAAUCAGACCACAGAAGAAGAACGUGAGGCGGGACAGGAAGUGUCCUCCCCAGAGACGUCCCGGCCGCCCCCCCGCUGUCUUCACCGUCAACAUGGCCGACAUCAAACAGUACGACUUCCACAGCUCUGGAGAGGACGACUCGCCCCCACCACUGUCUCCUCCAUCUUCCCCUGAUGAAGAAAAUCAUCCUGACGGAGUUUUUGUCUUCAGGAGAAAAGAUGGAUGUCAAUAUUUCUCUGUUAACCCCCGAGACCGUCCCUCGGUCAGCUCCGUCCUCAGGCGUCCCUUCCUGGAGAAGCACAUCAGCAAACACCUGGACCCACAGAGACAGAGCACCUUAGUGAACAUCAGCAUACAAUACAAGGUGUAA